CGUCUCUCUUUUUAUACAAACUUUUGGGUCAAAACCUUCUUAUUUACAUACACCAAAACACCAAAUAUAUACAUACAUGUAUAUGUAUAUGUAUAUAUAAUUGACUAAAACCAAGUCUUCGAGCUACAACUCUAUUACCCUUUUGGUGUCUGAUCAUUUAAACCAAGGAUGCUAAACGUGAUACCGGAUUGGUUAAAGAUAAUCUAUGUCGUUUUCGCCUUCUGUUCUGCUUUGUUCUUUGGUGUUUUAAAAAGUUUAUUAAUCGGCCCGGUUGCUGCUUUGAUACUUAUUGCUGGAAAUGUUGGAGUAAUUAUAGGCCUAUUUCCUACUCAUGUUGCCAGGACUGUUUAUACCCUUGUCAAGAUUCCUAUAUUUGAUGCACCAUUGAAAGUAGCAAUAUUCUUUAGUUUGCCAGUUCUAUUUGCGCUUUGGUUAGGUCUAAGCAUAGGUGGCAGUGUUCUUGUUGGUAUUGGCUAUGGCUUCUUUACUCCAUUGAUUUCAUCUUUUGAAGCCUUUCGACAAGAAGACGAAUCAAACAAGUUCGUGCAUAGCAUUGUAGAUGGAACAUCGGGAACGAUUAAGGGAAGCUGCACAGUCGUACGAGAUUUUGCUGACCUUUGUUAUCAUUCUUAUCCCCUCUACUUGAAGGAGCUUCGUGAAUUAACCCCCUCUUCAGAUGGGAUUAGAACUCUUAGGUUGAUUCAUGUGCCAGCAUGCAUAGUUGUUGGAUUACUGGGAAUAAUCGUUGAUGUUCCUCUUUACACCGCCAUUGCUAUAAUAAAGAGCCCAUAUAUGCUGUUCAAAGGUUGGCAAAGAUUCAUUCAUGACCUAAUUAGUCGAGAAGGCCCGUUUCUUGAAACAGCCUGCAUACCUAUUGCGGGGUUAACAAUUCUAGUGUGGCCUAUUUUUGUUAUCGGGAGCGUCUUAUUAACUAUUGUUUCAAGCAUUUUCGUUGGUUUGUAUGGCUCAGCCGUAGUAUAUCAGGAAAGAUCUUUCAAGAGGGGUGUUGCUUAUGUGAUCGCUAUCGUUGCUGAAUUUGAUGAAUACACGAAUGAUUGGUUGUACCUUCGAGAGGGUUCUGUUUUCCCCAAGCCUAAAUACCGAAAGAAGAUGGUUCCUCAUGAACCACAUAUGUCAAUUAGUGGUAGUCUUCGCUCAUCAGAAGGAAAACACAAUGCAUUUUCUUUGCAUGCUCCUGGUGUAAUGGUGAUGCCUACCUUAUCGUCAUCAAGAUCCGUUAGGGAGGUCAUCAGGGAGGUUAAAAUGGUGCAGGUUUGGGGAAACCUCAUGCAAUCUUGUGAAAUAGUAGGAAAGGAACUACUCGAUGCCAACGUGAUUACCCAAGCAGAGCUUUAUGAUUGGUUAAAUGCCAAAAAAGGAAAUGACUCGCCCGUUGUUGGUUUGGGGCUAUCUUGUUACUCGUUCUUCCAAAAUCUUCUCCGCUCCAUAAAAGUUGGUUCUGAGGGUCUUGUGCUUCUUGAUGGGCUUGAAAUUACCCAAUUAAACCGGCCUCAAGACAAAUUAUUUGAAUGGUUCUUUCAUCCUAUAUUGGUUAUCAAAGAACAAAUUAGAGCGAUCCAGUUGAGUGAAGGUGAAAUCAAGUAUUUGGAGAAGGUAAUCCUUUUUGGAACCGAUCCUCAACGUAUGGAAUCUUGGGAUAAUGGAAGUAUUGUACCCGAAGACCCCGUUAGAGCAGCUCAAAUUCAAGGCAUUAGUAGAAGGCUGUUAGGACUAACACGUGGUGCGUCGAAGCUACCAACUUAUAGAAGAAGGUAUCGACAAGUGAUCAAGAACUUGAUCAUAUAUUGUGCCGCUAAGGAAGGAACAGGGAGAUCAAUGUCUAUGAGAUCGGUAGCUAGUGUGUAGGACUUGAGGAAGUUGCAAGUUUUGAUGUGGAUGAAAACGGGUUGUUCAUAUUCUUUUUUUCUUUGGUUUUUGUAGUCGAUGGCACUGUUUUGGUUGUACAAAAGCUCUUAGGUUUAAUUAGGGCUGAGAUCCACAUAUAGAAGAACUUGCUUCAGCAACCAUCCAUGGAUUUAUGAACUACAUACAAUCCUUGAUCUUUUGUGAGGGCCUUUUGCUUUAUAUUUUUGAACCAACUUUGCUUUGUA
Messenger RNA from Erigeron canadensis, 2111 nucleotides. RefSeq lists its product as uncharacterized. The record is from RefSeq and is a predicted model, not a curated record. The coding region runs from base 169 to 1866 and encodes 565 amino acids. NCBI's taxonomy places the organism in Eukaryota, Viridiplantae, Streptophyta, Magnoliopsida, Asterales, Asteraceae. The transcript is spliced from 9 exons.